Carlito syrichta (Philippine tarsier) is the source of this 875-nucleotide messenger RNA. RefSeq names its product splicing factor 1 (gene SF1). The record is from RefSeq and is a predicted model, not a curated record. Gene Ontology annotation, cellular component: nucleus. Gene Ontology annotation, biological process: regulation of mRNA splicing, via spliceosome. Gene Ontology annotation, molecular function: zinc ion binding; mRNA binding. NCBI's taxonomy places the organism in Eukaryota, Metazoa, Chordata, Mammalia, Primates, Tarsiidae. The transcript has 7 exons. The coding region runs from base 55 to 867 and encodes 270 amino acids.
CCUUUAGAUUUUCCAAAUAAGAAGCGGAAGAGGAGCCGCUGGAACCAAGAUACAAUGGAACAGAAAACAGUGAUUCCAGGAAUGCCUACAGUUAUUCCCCCUGGACUUACUCGGGAACAAGAGAGAGCUUAUAUAGUGCAACUGCAGAUAGAAGACCUGACUCGUAAACUGCGCACAGGAGACCUGGGCAUCCCCCCUAACCCUGAGGACAGGUCCCCUUCCCCUGAGCCCAUCUACAACAGUGAGGGGAAGCGGCUUAACACCCGUGAGUUCCGCACCCGCAAGAAGCUGGAGGAGGAGCGCCACAACCUCAUCACGGAGAUGGUCGCGCUCAACCCGGACUUCAAGCCGCCUGCAGAUUACAAGCCUCCAGCAACACGUGUGAGCGACAAAGUAAUGAUUCCACAAGAUGAGUAUCCAGAAAUCAACUUUGUGGGGCUGCUCAUUGGGCCCAGAGGGAACACGCUGAAGAACAUAGAGAAGGAGUGCAAUGCCAAGAUCAUGAUCCGGGGAAAAGGGUCCGUGAAGGAAGGGAAGGUUGGGCGCAAAGAUGGCCAGAUGUUGCCUGGGGAAGAUGAGCCGCUUCAUGCCCUGGUCACCGCCAACACAAUGGAGAACGUUAAGAAGGCAGUAGAACAGAUUAGAAACAUUCUGAAACAGGGCAUUGAGACCCCAGAGGACCAGAACGAUCUACGGAAGAUGCAGCUUCGAGAGUUGGCUCGCUUAAAUGGGACCCUUCGGGAAGACGAUAACAGGAUCUUAAGACCCUGGCAGAGCUCAGAGACCCGCAGCAUUACCAAUACCACCGUGUGUACCAAGUGUGGAGGGGCCGGCCACAUUGCUUCAGAUUGCAAAUUCCAAAGGUGAAGGACUGG